Molecule: messenger RNA, 2763 nt
Organism: Achroia grisella
Lineage: Eukaryota; Metazoa; Arthropoda; Insecta; Lepidoptera; Pyralidae
Product: peroxidase-like
Exons: 13
Coding region: 2-2068 (688 amino acids)
Biological process (GO): response to oxidative stress
Molecular function (GO): heme binding; peroxidase activity
Source: RefSeq, a predicted model, not a curated record
GAUGGCGAGAAGUUGUCUGCUAAUGGCAUUCCUAAUUGGAAGCCAAGGAAUUUUCCUGAAACAGCUGCUUAGUUCAGCACAUAGCAUCCUCAGCGGGUCUCCUGUUCUCCACCUCACUGGUCCUGGAGCUCAGUUUGCGAAGAUAGUUACAAUUGGACCAACGCCACAGAGAUUACCAGUGACUGGAUUUGGCAGACCAGAGGCAGACAUCAGGGAAGCACAAGCCAGCACUGUAAGUUUCAGCAAUCCGCCUCCGCCGUUGGGGUCGGCUCAAGACCCAGCGACACAAACAUGUGGUCUGGCUCCACCAUUUUGUUCAAAAUCACGAUAUCGAACUAUCGAUGGUUCUUGUAACAAUUUUUUAAGACCAUCUUGGGGUACACCGCAGACACCAUACGGACGUUUAUUGCCUUAUAAUUAUGCUGACGGUGUCAGUGCAAUGCCUGUAUCAUCAUCUGGUCGUCCCCUGCCAAAUCCUCGUGACAUCAGUCUUCGACUCUUUCCUGAUAGACAGCUGGUCGACCCAAUUUGGAACUUGAAUGCUCAACAAUGGGGCCAAAUUAUUACCCAUGAUAUGUCCCUCACCGCUGGCGUUACGCAAUCCCAUAAGGAAAGCAUAGUUUGCUGCGACGAUAAUGGUCAACUAGCUCUCGAUGCGCAAACAAACCCUACUUGCGCACCCAUCCUCAUACCGCCAAAUGACCCAGUUCAUGUACCUCAGGGGACUCAGUGUAUGAACUUUGUAAGGACGGGUACCACAAGAACAAGAGGAUGCACACCACCCAAUGCCCCCGCUGAACCCAUUUCUACAGUAACAGCAUACAUGGAUUUAUCAUUAGUAUAUGGCAGCAGUGCGGGUCAGGCUGCUCCAAUAAGAGCGUACUCUGGCGGUCGUCUGCUAACCGUAUUGAGGGGAGGCCAGGAGUGGCCCCCACAAGACCCUAACAUCACGGUCACCUGCGAAACCGCACUCUCGCCUAACGAACCGUGUUAUUUGACUGGUGACAUCAGGACAAAUCAGAACCCUCACUUGGCGGUCCUACAAAUCGUACUUCUACGUGAACACAAUCGUAUCGCAGAUGUAUUAUCAUCUCUCAACCGACACUGGGAUGAUGAAACCUUGUUCCAAGAAGCGAGAAGAAUACACAUCGCUGAAAUACAACAUAUUAACUAUUAUGAAUAUCUACCAAUAUUUCUGGGCUUGGAGAACAUGGUUAAAAACAAGCUGAUUUAUCCAGGAGUUCAGGGCUACGUAAAUGAUUAUAACCCUAAUGUAGACCCGUCUGUUCUUGAUGAACACGCGACAGCUGCUUUUAGACAUUUCCACACUCUGAUUCGAGGAUUCUUAAAACUGAUUACGGAGAAUCGUGCUCACACUGGUACAGUGCGUAUGAGCGACUGGUUCAACCGACCUCUAUUGUUGGAACUGCACAACUCCUUCGAUAACUUGGCUCGAGGUCUUACAUCUCAACCACAAGAUUUCAGUGAUCAGUUCUGGGACAGCGAAAUAACACAAUUCUUAUUUAAACGUAACAACACUUUUGGAGGUGACUUGCGUGCAACGGACAUCCAACGUGGCCGUGAUCAUGCUUUGGGCAGUUACGUGGCGACUCGAGCAGCUUGUGGUCUACCUGUUCCACGAAGCUUCCAUGAAAUGCUUGAUUACAUCUCUCAGGAGAAUGUAGAAGUUCUCCAAUCAACAUAUGAAACCCCUCAAGAUAUCGAUCUGGUUGUGGGCGGUUCGUUGGAGAGAAAUGUGCCAGGAGCUCAAGCUGGACCUACCUUCCUCUGUAUCCUUACGGAGCAGUUUUAUAGGACACGAGUGGGUGACCGGUACUUCUACGAGAAUGGAGUGGAUACUGUAACUGCUUUCACACCAAGUCAAUUAGAUGCAAUCCGUCGGGGUGCUUCGAUGGCGCGGAUUAUGUGCGACAAUGUAGAUGGCAUUCAAGUUAUGCAACCAAAAGCCUUCCAACAGAUUAAUCAAGGAAAUAAGCUGACACCGUGCCCACAUUUACCUUUCAUUGAUCUAACAUUAUGGCAAGACGCUAGAUCAAAUGGGAAAUAAUAAAAACGUAUUAAAAAAAUUAACCUAUUUAUUUAUGUGAGAAGUUACCGCACUGUGUACAAUAUCUACAGUUGUGAUAAAGAUACGGUUUCAUAUUUAAUACAAAUAGUCAUACUAGAUACAUAUUUUACAAACAAAUAUAUUUCGAUAUUAUAAUCAUAACGGUUACCAUUAACUGUUAACUAUCGGUUAACUGUAUCCUAUAAAUUAUGUUCAUGUUAAUUUAUCACUACAUUGUACAUAGAUUCCAUAGAUGUCGCAAUUUCAGUUCACAUAUAAAUUGCGUCGUUGUGUGUAAAUUGUUUCUCUAAAAACAUUAUUUUUGUAAAUACAUAAUUCUGAGAACACAAGAUUUGUGUCUCUACAAAAGAAUUCAAAGCGUUAGCAAAACAGUUGUGAAUUGUUAUUUGUAAAUUUGAAAAUUUUGCAUAAUUAGUCUUCAUAUAAAUCAAGGCAUCAUCUAUCUCUGAAAUUGUCUAUGGUCACUACUAUUAAUAUUUUUUUACUUAAAGCCAAGUUUAUUUUUAUGUACAGAUAGUGUGUAAGAAUAAUAUGUAUAGAUGUAACAGAUGCCCAUGCUAUGGAUAUAGGUACGUGAGUGAAAAUAGUUUUGGUAACUGUUUACAAACAUAAAAAAAUAAAUAUAUUAUAACAUCUCUCAGUAAAAGGAACUAGGAACCGUACAGAACAUUUUA